AUUCAAAAUGAAAUUAAUGUAAAUUAUGGUUAACAAUAAUUUUCUUUUGCCAAAAUAAAAUUGGUUGAUAUAAUUAAUUUGAUUGUAUAAUUAUUGCUUAGUAAAAAUGGAAGUCGAUGGUGUAGAUAGUUGUUCGGACGGAGCAAAGUUUGCACAUCUAAAAGCUUUUGUAAUCGCUGCUCGUGAAUUCGAAGCUACUCAUAGUGAUACUUCGGUUAGCCUGAUGACUCGAUACCUUGGAUUAAUAGCUUCUUCAUGUGACCUAACAAUAUUUGCUCCCGGGAGGAGCGAAGUAUGUGCCUUCUUCAGUUCUCUAUGGAGAGUGAUGGGCGAUAGUAGGGGUCCUCACUGGGCUGGGGUGGCAGUACUGACUCGAGCAUCAAUUGAGUCUAGUGCUAGAUAUGCUUUAACACACACAUACAGGUUCAUGCCAAUAUUGGCAAGGUUACUUUCUGACUCCAUUUCAGAUGAUAAGAAAAUAAAGUUACUUUCUGUGAUGCAGGAUAUAUCAUAUGGAAUUAAAAUAAGCUGGCAGGAGUCAUACCUUGGUAGCCUUAUGAAGCAGCUAACUGAUUGGAUAACACAGCCAGUGGAGUCGGCCAACAAAACCAUCGGCCACAAGUCACUUACAGUUCUAGUGAAUAUGUGUUAUGGGAAUCUACCAGCAAUAUACUCUUUGAUGAGGACUGUGGAUACUAAAGAUUUUGUGAUACACCUAAUUAACUUAAAGGAUGGUGGUUAUGGAGGUGUGGAAGUGUGUCGCCUGCUGCUGUGUCUGUCCAGUGCCACAAAGGGAGGGUCCAUCAAACAACCUGAUGUCCACAGUUACCUGUGUUGCACCAUGAGGACCUUUAAUAAAGCCAUAAUAGAGUCAGAUGCGACUCAGCUUCUUCAUGCAUACACAUUUUUAAAUGAUCUAUGUAAUGAUGACAACUUAAAAAACUUUGUCUUUACAUACCCACACAUAUCUGCAGCAAUCAAAGAAGCAUUGAAGAACACAGAUUAUCUUUGCAAAGUCGGUUCUAGUGACAUGGGAGAAUCAGAAAACACAGCCAAUUGUUUACGCAAUGCUUUGAAGUUUUUAACUGUGCUGGUCAAUUUAGAUCUCUACUGUCUUCGUUGCCACAAUUGCCAGCUAGUCUGCUUGUGCAUGAAGUCAAGUCGAAUCUGUCUGCCCGAGGCACUGGAAUUAUUUGCUGCUAUUAUAUCGCAAUAUAGAGAUGAAGGUGUUUUGCCUCAAGAUUUGGUAUUAGUGCUCAAUGAUGGUCUUCCCGAAUUUCUGGUUCCACCUGUCGUAGAGCCAGGCAAAGCAGGAUUACAAUGGCUUCAAGUAGUGGGCUCGUUAUGUAUGCCCGGUGACACCCAGGACCGAGUGCUCCAAGAGGUCAGACCAGAUUCGUUUGAGGAAACACUGUACGGUGUUCUCCAGUAUACAUCACAGACGGGUCCCCUGGGCGCGGAGUGCGGUCAGCAGGCGGUGGUGGUGGGGUGCCGCGUGGCGCUGACGCUGGCGCCGCUGUCCCCCGACUGGGACAAGGCGCUUCACAGGAUGCUGGCUCAACACCAGGUGCGCAAGCUUCUCUGUGCGUGUGUGACGGGGCCCAAGGGCGAGCGGCGGAAACAAGUGCUGCAGCUGAUCAAGCACCACUACUUCCCCUCUGACCAGAUGGCUCAAGUUUUUGGUGAAAAUAAUACGAGUGCGUCAGAAAACACCACAGACACGAGUAUUGAGGAAAGCCAAGGAGUAACAACACUCGGUAACUGGUCGCUACUGUCACCGUCACAGGAACUUAUGGUGGAUGAACUACUCAAGAAACUGAAUGGUGCUCUACAGGCAGGCAAGGUAUCAGACAUAACUACAUCGAGUGUGAUGGAGCUGUACGGAUACAAGAUGACCUGCCUGGAGCAGAGGAUACACUCGCAGUCGGUGGCGCUACAGAGUGCAACAGAGCACAUGUCGUCCCUGCAGCACGCACUGGCGCUGAACCAGGCGACCGGUGCCACGCAGCAGGACGUGCUGUACACCACACAGAUGCAGAACGAGAAGCUUAAAAAGACUAUAGCAGAUUUACAUAAGAAUUUAGAAGAUGCCGAAACCACUCUUCGUGGUUUCCGCGCGAAACUCGCCGCCGAGCGCAUCGAUAAAGAGAACCAAAAGGAGAAUUUGCAGAAAGAAUUGAAAGCGCAAAUAGCUAAUCUUGAAAAUGAAAUGAGAUCUCGUGAGAAUUCAAUGAUAGAACGGAUAAAACAAAUUGAGAACGAUUACAAAAGCGUACAGAAGAAACUCGACCAACAGACGAGCAAGAACAGCGAGCUGGCGGGCGUGCUGGUGAAGUUCGAGGAGCGAGUCAAGCAGCGGGACAAGCGGCUGGAGGAGGCGGCCGGCGCGGAAGCGGCGCUGAAGAGAGACCUCGACUCUAAAGACGCAAUGAUAAAGCAGCUAGAGAAGACAGUGCUGGAGCGGGAGACGCGGCUGUACCAGGUGACCUCGCAGCUGGACGAGAUGAAGCGCGUGCAGGAGAUGGUCGCCAAACUCAUGACCAAGUCCACCGCCGCCAGCUAGCGCCGGAUUUGGCGUCGAGGGAGGAAAAACUACCACGAGUGCAAGCUAACUCAUAUUGAGUGUGAUAUAUCGGCGCGUCGAGACUCGCUGUAAGCUCGUAGUUUUAAUAGUAACUUUCCCUUAAUAUAGGCGUUUUUUAGCAACUCGUUUGCUCGUAAAACUUAAAAGUA
Messenger RNA from Aricia agestis (brown argus), 2733 nucleotides. RefSeq lists its product as uncharacterized. The transcript has 21 exons. The coding region runs from base 107 to 2563 and encodes 818 amino acids. The record is from RefSeq and is a predicted model, not a curated record. Lineage: Eukaryota; Metazoa; Arthropoda; Insecta; Lepidoptera; Lycaenidae.